AUGCUAAUUAAGAAUUGGGGUUCGAUUUUAGAGGCAAAAUCAAAAUUCGCGCGUCCAGUGUUGUAUCUCCCGCGACGGAACCCAACGGUGUGGAUUGGAAGAGCAAAGGCCGAAAUGGAAAACGCCACCGUAGAUCUCAAGCCACAUGGACAGGAUCUGAGUGGCCGCGUUCAUCAACUCCCCUGCUGCGUCAAGCACGACGGUCCCGCCUCCGUUUCCCACUACUUCAAACCUAAACACAACGGCGUCGCCGACGAAGGUUUGCCAUUACAAGAAGCGCAUUUCAGAGGAAGGCUACUCCAGGGAACCACUCUCCAACUUCCUCACGGUUACUCUGGUUUUGUUUUGGCUAAGAAAACUUCGCCUCCGUCGUCUAAACAAAACUCUAACUCUUGGGACACCAAAGCGACGUUUCAGGACAUAACCUAUUGGAACCAUGACUACGUUCCUUCCCAUAACGAUGAAUUGUUCCGAGCUUUUCAUUGGCUUACUGUUGCAAAAGCUCUGCAUAAUCCUGUAACACCUGAGGAAUUAGCUUCGUCAUCCUUUGCACUCUAG
Molecule: messenger RNA, 558 nt
Organism: Sphenostylis stenocarpa
Lineage: Eukaryota; Viridiplantae; Streptophyta; Magnoliopsida; Fabales; Fabaceae
Source: the annotation of a GenBank genome assembly